AUGAUUCUCGAGAAUGACAGGAAUGAGGUCGUCGACAAGACGAGGUUGGGGCAAAGAGAUGUCUUCGGUGAGGAAGACGACCAUGAGAUACAGUAUAAGACACUCAGCUGGCAGUUUGUGGCCUUCCUCAUGAUUGCUGAGAUUGUCAGUAAUGGAAUGCUGUCGUUGCCCAACGCAAUGGCUGCCGUAAGCAUCGUGCCCUCCCUCGUGUUGACAAUCUUCCUGGGGACUCUCGCUCUCUUCACCGCGAAACUUCUGAUUGACUUCAAACUAAACCAUCCUGAGGUUCACAACAUGGGAGAUGCCGGUUACAUCAUGUUUGGCCCAGUUGGACGAGAAAUACUAUCAUUGGGCACUAUCAUUUUCGCAAUUUUCGCUUGCGGAUCUGAGCUGCUAUCAGGUCAGUUGGCACUGUCCACACUCUCCCAUAGCGGUCUCUGCGCCGUCAUCCUACUGCUCAUAUUCUCCGCUGCCACAUUUCUGGGCUCAAUUGCCUCCUGGUUAGGUUUUGCCAGCACGCUCUGUAUCGUCCUGUGCGGUGUCCUUGGUAUCGUAGGUGCAGGAAUCAAUCCGACCGCUGGAAGGAUCAUUGCUGCCACUGUCUCCUCCAGUUUUUAUGACGCUUUCCUGGCGAUCACCGGACCUGUAUUCAUCAGGUUCUUCACACUGAUUUCGGAAAUGCGACGUCCACAAGACGCAAUGAAGGCUGCGUGGACACUACAAGUCUUUGCGACGAUCUACUACGCUGUGUUCAGCGCGGUCGUGUAUGUUUAUCUUGGCAACGCAGUGCAAUCGCCUGCCUUGCUCUCAUUGUCGCCUGUCUGGUCCAAGAUAAUCUUCGCGAUGGGUCUCGCCAACUUCCUCAUUUCUGGAGCACUCUAUGCACACACUGCAGCCAAGCUAGUUUUCGUCCGCGUUUUCCGCCGUUCGCGGCAUCUCUACUCUCAUACGCUCCCCGGCUGGUCCACGUGGAUCUUGCUCUGUUUCGCCACAACAGCGAUCGCCUUCAUUCUGGCAUCUGCGGUGCCGAUCUUCUCUGAUCUCGUCGGCAUCACCGCCUCGGUCUUCGCCUCCUGGUACACAUACGGCAUCGCCGGCUUCUUCUGGUUGUACGACACAUACUACCUCUGUGGCGGGAAGCAUGCGUUGAGGAGGCGGUGGAUUGGCACCAUCCUCGUUGUGUUGAUCAUUCUUGCGGGCGCGUUCAUUUGCGUCGCGGGCACCUAUGUGUCUGUGAAGCUGAUCGUCGAAGCCUAUGACAGCGGUACCGUCGGCAGGCCGUUCGCUUGUUCCUAA
Laetiporus sulphureus 93-53 is the source of this 1296-nucleotide messenger RNA. RefSeq lists its product as uncharacterized. The record is from RefSeq and is a predicted model, not a curated record. The coding region runs from base 1 to 1296 and encodes 431 amino acids. Gene Ontology annotation, biological process: amino acid transmembrane transport. Gene Ontology annotation, molecular function: amino acid transmembrane transporter activity. Lineage: Eukaryota; Fungi; Basidiomycota; Agaricomycetes; Polyporales; Laetiporaceae. The transcript has 11 exons. Gene Ontology annotation, cellular component: vacuolar membrane.